Phytophthora nicotianae INRA-310 is the source of this 204-nucleotide messenger RNA. RefSeq lists its product as hypothetical. The transcript is spliced from 3 exons. The record is from RefSeq and is a predicted model, not a curated record. NCBI's taxonomy places the organism in Eukaryota, Oomycota, Peronosporomycetes, Peronosporales, Peronosporaceae. Bases 1 to 204 code for a protein of 67 amino acids.
AUGCUCUCAACCUACAAUCUCCUUGUGCGAGCAAUUCAUCUUUCCCAAUGUUUCGAUGAAGGCGUUAGCUUUCUGCCGCUUCAGUCCCUCUCGCGUGUCCUCACGUUGUGUCAUUCUGAAACCGACCAGAAGCAAUCAACUAAGAAGUGGCCGCAAUGGCGUUGGGCAAGUGUGCUGGGGUUACAGUGCACGCGAAAAGUAUAG